Molecule: messenger RNA, 1711 nt
Organism: Ectocarpus siliculosus
Lineage: Eukaryota; Phaeophyceae; Ectocarpales; Ectocarpaceae
Source: the annotation of a GenBank genome assembly
AUGGAGGCCAAUGACAGCAGCCAUGCACAGGAAACCUUGGAGCUAGAGGAGGGGAGGGUGGCCGGCCCACGGUGGGCGCAGCUGGAGGAAGAGUCUGUACGAGACCACCGAGCGGACGUGGCGGCCCUUUGGUGUCGCCGCAUCGCCGGCUUGCUAGUCUGGGGAUUCGUCGCCUUCAUUUUCUCGCAGCUUUGGGAAGUGGCGUGGGAGCUGAAGGACCUGAAGUUGAUGGGGGUCUGCCUCCUCGUGACGGUUUCGCUGUUGUACGUCCUCGUCAAGCGGUACCAGAAUAUUCGCGAGACCGGCUUGUCUGGCGUGGAGCUGGUUCGGGCGUUGGCGGUGGACGACCCAGGAGGGGUACGGUUGAGGGGGGUAUCGAGAAAGGCGCGGGCCAUGUGCAUAGACUUCAAGUACGACCCGGAGGGAGUGUUCCGCGAGCGGUCCGCAGGUCGCGGCUUCGAGAUGUACCCGACGCAGCGACCCGGUGGUGGUGCGUCGUCGGGGUCGGGGUCGGGGUCCCCUUCCUCGUCGUCGCUGCGGGGCCCCUCGCGAACGAAGGGAGAAGGGAAGGAGGAGGAGGAGGAGGAGGAGGAGACGGCAGGGGCGGACGGGUCGAGAAAGGGGAGCCAAGGGAGGCGACGCGGCAGAUGGCCCUGGGACCGGGGGGGAAGUGGAAGUGACGACUCGUCAAUCGGUCAGGGGGGCGAUGGCGAUGGCGCGAACGACACCGAAGAGACUCUGAUAACUCGAAGAGAAGAGCAGCGACGACGGCAAGGCCAGAGCCCCCCAUCGGCGGCGAAGCCGUCAGGAGUCAGCGGCAGCGCCAACGAAGGCGUCAGCAGCAACAGCAACAACCCUGAUGCGGCGGAGCUGGGGCAGCCGCCGCCACCGCCGCUGCCGCCGCCGGCAUAUUUGGAGCGCGACGGGCGGCAGGUGAUCCGCGCGUCCGAGCUGAACGCGUCCUGCUCGGUGUGCCUGUUCGGGUACUUCGUGGACGAGGCGGUAACGCUCCUGCCGUGCGGGCACCUGUACCACACUGAGUGUAUCGAUAUCUGGAUGCGGGACCACGUGGACUGCCCCUACUGUCGCGCAGACAUGAACGUGUGGUGCAACAGCGGCGGCGAGUUCAGCGGGGCUGGCGUCUACAGGAACCAGGCCGCGGCCGCGGCCGCACCUCCAACGGUGCCUACCGCUGCCAGCCGUACCGCUGGCGGAGAUGGCGGUGGAGCCGUAGCUGGCGGCGCGGGAGAUGUGCCUCUGAGCACGGCCGCAUCGUCAUCAGAAGACCCCCCUUCGUGAGGAUAUACACAGGGGGAUCUUCUUGGGGAUAUACAGGGGGAUCCGAGUCGCGACGGCUGCCUGCGGUGCUCGAAACGGUUCAAACGCGGUUGAUUUUGUCGCGUCUCUAGGAGGUUGUUGCUGUUGUUGACCUUGGUGUUGUCAGGUGAAUCCGGGCCUACAGCAGUAGGUAGUGCUUACGGUGCUUGGUUUGUUUGUUUCAUGAUUGUGCCAUAUCCGAAGCGGCGGCAGCUACAUCCCCGGUGGGCACUCGAUCGUCGCACUCAGUGAGCCUCAGAGCUUAGCGCGACCUUUUUCUCUGAGCAAAUCUGCGUUUGCUUUCAUUUCUUCGUGAGUUGUGUUGUUGUUUCUGAAUGGGGAUGGCACGACCAAUGCAUCUUGCGUGCGUGUGUGUGUGGUGUGUGUGUCUUUG